AAAAAAAUCUUUUUUUUUGUGGUUUAAUGCCCAAGAAAUCAUGAAAUUUUUGGUGUCAAUCUUUGUUCGUGGCUACGGCACACAGUAGUAACGGAACUUCCAUGGGAAACAGAAACAGAUACCUAUCCUGCACAAUAAUUCCAUUCGACMUCUGAGCACAGCUCUCGUACGGGUGCCGUAGCAACUUGCACAUCAUGUCCRAAGAAMAAAAAACAUCCAGCUCGACUUUUGUGGAACGCCUAGCGACGUUUCUACCCGGGCUGCAGAAUGCGCCGUCGGAUUUUGCGGUUAGMGGGGCUGCCCCGGAACUCCCUUAUCAACCUUUCAUGUGCGUGAAGGGUAUURUGGGGGGAGGUGCUGACGUGCCGCUUCCUGUGAACCAGGAUGUAGCGGAACGACUCAAGGCCGUUGCCGAACCGGUCGAUCAUCCGGGACCUCAAAAGGCCUGGGAAAUUGAUGCGGCAAAGAUAUCCUUUAAACAUCCCGAUUGGGACAAGUCYCUCCGGAAUCUUGUGCGACGCGCCCUGCUUGCCCUAGGGUGCCAUUCCUGUUCCAGCYKCASGAUCGAGCCAAUGCUGGAUAAGGYCGUGCUGCACGAAGGAGGGUGGUUCGAGGCGCAAAAUCCAAGCCCGGAACGCAAGGACGACRACGCGUUYGCGUCUCUCGUGGUGCAAUUUCCUUCUGUGUAUUCCGGUGGAGAGCUGGUAAUGAAGCAUGGCGGCAGGAAGGUGACAGCCACGUUUGGUAAAGAAGGGAUAAUGCACCACUACGCCGCGUUUUUCAAYGACAUCGAGCACUCCCAAUACGAACCGAUUGCCUCGGGUCAUCGUUUGACUCYGACSUACUCGCUUCGCUGGAACAAGAAGAUCAGGUCCCCCCCACCUAGAAUAUCCACCCACUGCACACCCUUGGAGGGACUUGUGCCCCUGCUGUCGUCRUGGGCCUUGGAAAAAGAUUGGUAUACGGGCCCUAUAGGUUUYGAGCUUGGGUCUUGGAACAGACUAAAUAAUGGGAUGAAGUCUCUUAAUGGCCCGGAACUYGAGGUGGUCAAGAGCCUUCUGUUCCACAACAAGUAUUUACCACCGGGGGCCAACCUCUACGUUGAACUCAUAGUYCUUCAACGCAUAGAUGACAAAGUCGCAAUCAGAUGUGUCUAUGAUCUUGAUGGCGGUUCCAAAGAAGCGGCAUAUGACUCYGAUACAAUUACGGUUAUCRACUCRAAAAGCAAGGGAGCGGCGGAUCUGAACUCUUUGGARUGGUGGGGCAAGGRSAUUCCAGCAUCAGAGGAUCCAUAUUGCAGCCGCUUCCACUCCGGCAGCAAUGCGCUCAGUAAAACCGUUUACAAAAAGAAUUUGGUGGUUUUUUACCCGGCGAGACACRAAUUUCAGCAACUGAUGAAAUGUCGCAAAUUCGAAUCUGCUGCACGUUGGUUGCUGAAUUCCAUUCGAUCCCUGAAAAUUCCAUGUGAAAAGGCGRACUCGUUGCCCGCUCGUUUCGUUCUCGACCGCUACUGGGACCUCCAUUGGGAACCUCUUAUUUCUGCGUACUCCAGCAAUCACAUAUAUGGGGCGUUCUCUACUUUGUUGUUCGACAUAGUCACCCAAUCGAAAAGGCGUGAUCACGCCGCUCGCUUGCUAUCCAUUUGUGAGAAUUUMCAAACAAAUGAAAUUUYGCARAGUUCAAUUUUAAAUUUUAUUGGCUGUUUCGGUUGGGACAGCUUCAAGAGUAGUCUUCCUCGGCUUAUUCUUCGCAACCAUGACAGGACAUUAGAUAUUGCAUCAACAUUGCUUCGGGCUUCUGUGGUACCAAAAGACGAUGAUCUCAUCACAACUAUUAGCAGUGAUUGGGAAUCAUUUCUGUCUUUUGGUUUAGAUGGAAYGGAUGAGGAAGUAAAUAUCAGGCCGCUAUGGUUCUUUUUGUCCGCACUGAACAAGCCAGAUGAAAGCCGUCGAGUCGCUAUUGAAUUGAACGCUAGAAAGAGAUUCGCCACGGGAAUUUUUCGUUUUCUCCAGRUCCACUUGRAGGAAGAUGCUAUUAUUGAUCCUAAUGAGAAAGCUUUUGUUUUAACACUUUUGGAUGGCCUGUUCCGCGAUCUCAGAGACUACAUGGUGCGGGUCGCAGAAGAAGCUGAUGCCGGCGUGGAAACGAACAUCCAAGAGCAGAUAUGGAACUGCUUGGAAGACAAAGACGCCGUGUUGGACGAUUUAUAUGAGUACAAGUUUAGGCUGGAUCCCAUUCUKAAGGUUUUGUGGAAACUUUUYGAAAACAUGCGCGACGAUGAGCGCCUAGCGGUGYUGUCAGAUCUUGUCGUUGAAAGAUACACUGAUCUGCACCACACCCGACUUCUCGAAAUUCUCCUUGGUCCCUGCUUGCCACCGGAGGGAACGAUCGAGAACGCYUCCCCGAUCGGGAGAGUGCUGGUGUGCUGGCUGCAAAUCGUUUACAUGGCGCUGGCCUCCGGACGACCGGUCGAGUCGCACACCGGCGAGACKCACGACACGCUCCUUUCCAAAUUUCGGGCCCGGAACGAACGCCUUGCGGACCCGAUUCCGGACCCAACUCCGGACCUGGAGCACCCUACGAAGCAGGUGAAGCGGGAGGCUAGCAAUCCCUUGUAGCGAAAGCGAAGGAACGAAUCCACCCAUUUGUCCGGUUUGGCAAAGGUGCAACAGGGUCCGUGGAACAACACGGUCGAGGAGAGACGAACGAACGUGAUUCGGCCGAGAUUUGCCGUUUUCCACUAGAGUAGAACAAUCCCGCACAAACACAGUUCCGAGAACAAGCAGUCAUACAGUAAUACCUUGUAAAACCAAAUCUACACACGUACUUCCUCUGGUCCACUAUGAGUGUCCAUAUUGCAUCUUUGCUCCUGAAAUAAGUUCAAUAGUUUAGU
This is a messenger RNA of Pseudo-nitzschia multistriata, 2893 nucleotides long. NCBI's taxonomy places the organism in Eukaryota, Bacillariophyta, Bacillariophyceae, Bacillariales, Bacillariaceae. The record is from the annotation of a GenBank genome assembly.